Anguilla rostrata (American eel) is the source of this 2140-nucleotide messenger RNA. It is a transcript of the gene cryl1, whose product is annotated as crystallin, lambda 1. Bases 176 to 1129 code for a protein of 317 amino acids. The record is from RefSeq and is a predicted model, not a curated record. Gene Ontology annotation, molecular function: L-gulonate 3-dehydrogenase activity; NAD+ binding. NCBI's taxonomy places the organism in Eukaryota, Metazoa, Chordata, Actinopteri, Anguilliformes, Anguillidae. The transcript has 8 exons. Gene Ontology annotation, biological process: fatty acid metabolic process.
AGCUAACGCCCCGAACGCAACGCGUCAGCAAGGGGCGGAUCGCAAAUGGAUGUAGCAGGGUUCAAACAAAACCAAACCACAAGUUCAUUACCCUUGUUUUGUACUUAUUGUAGCCUGCUGUGGUUUCCAGGUAUAGAUCAUACGGACAGAUAUUCUAUGCACAGUGACAAGAAGAAUGAGUAACGUUACACCUGAAGGAAGAAUCAUUUCUGUUAUUGGAAGUGGGCUGAUUGGCCGUUCAUGGGCCAUGGUGUUUCUUAGUGGAGGGUACAGGGUGAAGAUCUAUGACAACCAACCAGGACAGGCUCUGAAGGCUGCCCAGGAAGUGAGAAAGCAGCUAGAGGAGCUCCAGCAGGCCCAGAUGUUGAGAGGAGAGCUGAGUGCAGCGGAGCAGUUUUCUCUCCUCAGCAGCCAUGAUGACCUCACUCAAGCACUAGAGGGAGCCUUCUUUGUCCAGGAGUGUGUGUUUGAGGAGCUGGAGGCCAAGCAGAGUGUGUUCCAGGCGGUGGAAAGUCACGUCGGAGAGAGUGUGAUCCUCAGCAGCUCCACUUCCUGUCUGCUGCCCAGCAACGUCUUUUCCCGCGUUCAGAACAAGACACGCUGCAUCGUGUCUCACCCGGUGAACCCUCCUUACUACGUUCGUCUGGUGGAGCUGGUUCCCCACCCAGAUACCCUGCCCACGGUGAUGGAGCGCACCCACGCCUUGAUGACCCGGGUGGGGCAGUCGCCUGCCCGUCUGAGGAAGGAGGUGGACGGCUUCGCCCUGAACCGCGUGCAGUACGCCGUCAUCGCCGAGUCCUGGAGGCUGGUCAAGGAAGGGAUCAUCUCAGUUCAGGACAUGGAUCUGGUGAUGACCGAGGGGCUGGGCAUGCGUUACGCUUUUAUCGGUCCCAUGGAAACCAUGCACCUGAACGCACCCGAAGGUCUGGGAGACUACCUGCAGCGCUACAGGGAGGGGAUGAGGAGAGUGCUUUCUUCCUUCGGACCUGUUCCUGAGUUCACUGGGGAGGAAGCCGAGGCCAUCGUCCAGGAAAUGUGUGACCUCAUACCCAACGAUCAGCCGCACCUGUCCGCCAGGAGGGAGCGGCGGGAUCAGCUCCUGAUGGGCCUGGCCAAGCUGAAGAAAUGAGCGUAAUGGCGGAAUGUCUGAGGAUGCCCUGGAUCGCCGGGCUCUGGAACUUGCUGUGUGGAAUUUCGAGUUCUGUUGCAUUCUAGAAUUCCACUGAGCUCCAGCCUCCUGGGGCCAGCUUCGUGACAUUAACUCAGAACUUAAGAAUGGCCAUAUUUCACCCAUAGGACUAAACUCCUACACAGUUGGUUGCAUACAAAUCGAGAUCUACUGAAUUUAAGCCUGUAAAAUUUGCCCCAAUAACAAACACUAUCAACAUUUAUGUUGAUACACUGACCAGCUCAUUGUAUACUUUUACAAAGUGAAUCUCAGAGUUAGUUUUCCAUGUACCUGAUGUACCUUGUAAUGUUGUAUUUCCAGCAUUGCUUCAAUGUCUGUCGCCGUUUUUGUAAUUGCUUUGACCCCUUUGACUUCUCAGGUUGCUCAAAUCAUCCCUCCUGGUUGGCUCUUGUAAUCAAGCUCAGAUUUAAAGAGUGAGAAAACAAACGAUCACCUGCUGGUGCCAGUUUUGAUUUUAAAACUAAUACUUUGCGUGGAAUGAUUGUUUGAAUUAUUAAUGUGUCUCUUGCACAGCUACCAAUGUCAUCCUGUUAACAGACUUAAUUGAAAAGUAUGGCUUACUAUUGGAAAAGGACAACAUUGGUUUUCAUUGAUCAAGUAUUUCAAAUAUAAUUUCAGACAUGGCGCAAGCAUAACCUUGCACAUUAACAAGUUAGGAAACAUCAGAUAUUAAUUUGAUUAACAUGGUAGAUUUUCCGUGUCAUUUUUUACCUUAACAUGACCAUACCUGCAGAGUUAAUGGUGAAUUUUCUUUUCCCAGAUCAUCCUUACUAGCUAGCUAACUAGGGGUGGGUGAUAUGGACUAAACAGCAUCGUGAUUUCCAUAGACUUCUCGGACAUUAUCAAUGGAUGUCACGAUUUUUAAAAAGUUAUAAAUUGUGUUUAUUUUCCCUAAUAGUUGAGUGAUGCAUGAAUCAAUCGUGAUAUUAAACACAAGCUUUCAAGGAACAA